Daldinia childiae is the source of this 696-nucleotide messenger RNA. RefSeq lists its product as uncharacterized. The transcript is spliced from 2 exons. Bases 1 to 696 code for a protein of 231 amino acids. NCBI's taxonomy places the organism in Eukaryota, Fungi, Ascomycota, Sordariomycetes, Xylariales, Hypoxylaceae. The record is from RefSeq and is a predicted model, not a curated record.
AUGGCCAAAAGCGACAAGCCAGAAGAGGGAGACAAAGUCUCUUGGAAUUGGGGCAACGGUACUCCUGGAGGUACGGUAGCAGAAACGAAGGAUCAAGGGGCGAUUGAGAUCAAGACGCAGCACGGGAAUACUGUCAAAAGAAAAGCCGACGCGAGCAACCCUGCAGUCCGAAUCGAAAGAUCGGGCAAUGAUGUCGUCAAAAGAGCUUCGGAAUUGACAACCGAAGAAAAGAAAAAGGGCGGUCGGGGCAGUACCAAACGCAAGGCCAACGGUCAAGAUCCCGAAAAGUAUGAUGACGAGCAAGACGUGGAUGAAGAGAUCGAUGUUAUCUCGGACGGGGUUGACGAGGAACCUGAUACGAAGAAUAAACAGGACAGAGAAGUGAAUAAGGGCGGCAAAGAGACUAACAAGAAGCAGAAAAGGGGGCAGCAAGAUGUAUCUGACGAAGAAAACGGAGAUGAUAAGAAUAAAGGGGACAGUGAUGAGAAUGAGGAGGAAGAGGAGGGGGUAGAGGUAGGAGAAGAUGAAGAUGCAGAUUACGACGAAGUCGAAAGUAUUGAAGAUGAUGAUGAUGUAGAGGAUGAAAAGGAGAACGACAAAGAUCUGGGUGGUAAUAUUGGCAAUAUUGAGGAAGGAUCCAAAUCAACACCUAAUGUCAAUGGUAACGCGAAAAAGGACUCGACCCGACAACAUUAA